AUGUUGUCGUGUGACUUUUCAACGCAAUGUUAUUGGCGAGCAAUAUUUCCAAAUCACUUUCCAUUCAGCUGGAUUGCAAAGUAAGAACUGAAAAUAGAUUAUUUUUAAUCUAUGACACAGAUGUUACAGUUUGUUUUUUUCAUAUGUGGUUUUAAAGCAAGUUCCUGUCUAUGAUUUCUAUCACAUGAGCGACAUCUGCCGGCUUUGGUUAAAAAAAGAAAAUUCUUAG
Pocillopora meandrina is the source of this 229-nucleotide messenger RNA. The record is from the annotation of a GenBank genome assembly. NCBI's taxonomy places the organism in Eukaryota, Metazoa, Cnidaria, Anthozoa, Scleractinia, Pocilloporidae.